AUGUCCAACGCAGUGGGUUUGCCCUGUCUUGGCAUAGUCAGCAUGGCACGCCGGCCACGUCAGACGGCCAAGACAAAGCCAAGCAAAAUCCCGCCGCCGUCGACGACGAGUAUCGGGUUCGGGACGAAGAGGAGGGAGCAGACGUGGCAGUGCAUAGAGGGUUGUGGAGCUUGCUGCAAGCUCGAAAAAGGUCCCUCCUUUGCUACCCCUGAAGAAAUCUUCAAUAACCCAACUGACAUUGAGCUUUACAGAAGCAUGGUGGGUGCAGAUGGGUGGUGUGUGAACUUCGACAAAGGCACACGCAAGUGCUUAAUUUACAAUGAUCGUCCCUAUUUUUGUCGUGUGGAGGCAGAGGUUUUUCAAUCACUGUAUGGGAUUAAUGAGAAGAAGUUCAACAAGGAGGCCUGCAGGAGCUGCAGGGACACCAUAAAGUCUGUUUAUGGUCCUCAUUCAAAAGAGUUGGUUAACUUCAACAGCGCAGUAACUUCAAGCUCCAGCAGCGAUAGUUGUUAA
Prunus armeniaca (apricot) is the source of this 513-nucleotide messenger RNA. The record is from the annotation of a GenBank genome assembly. Lineage: Eukaryota; Viridiplantae; Streptophyta; Magnoliopsida; Rosales; Rosaceae.